Messenger RNA from Ectocarpus sp. CCAP 1310/34, 1156 nucleotides. Lineage: Eukaryota; Phaeophyceae; Ectocarpales; Ectocarpaceae. The record is from the annotation of a GenBank genome assembly.
AUGGAGGAUGAGGAGGCAGGGGAUGUGCCGUUCCGAGAGGUGGUGGGGAGCCUGAUGUGGAUCGCCAACCAGACGAGGCCCGACAUCUCAAAUGCUUUGCGGGCAGUGGCGGGGCACUCUCAUGAGCCAAAGAAAAGGCACUGGAAGGUGACCCAGAAGAUUAUGAAUUAUCUUCUGGAUACGGCACAUCAAACAUUGAAGUACAAGCAGGAUGAUAGGGUAGAAGUAGGCACGUUGGUGUACGUAGAUGCUGACUUCGCUAGCAAGGCCACUGACCGUAAAUAAGUUUCGGGAGCAUUAGUCCUUGUAGCUGACUGUCUUGUUGCUUGGAUUUCUAGGACGCAGAGAUGUGUUUCAUUGUCGACGUCUAAAGCAGAGUAUAUUGCGAUGGGCGAUGGUGUGAAGGAAGCUCUGUUUGUGAACGGAAUGCUAGAGUUCUAAGGCCUAGUGAGAAACUUGGUAAGAUUCAGGUACUUGAGGACAACGAGGGUGCGUGAUUGCGCUUGCUGAGAAUCCCCUUACCUCGUGUAACAGUAAGCACAUAGACGUGAGGCACCACUUUCUUAGGAAUUUGACAGAGGAGGGAGUGUUGGCAGUCAGUCACGUUUCAAGCUAAGAACGGCAUGCAGACAUCCUGACGAAGGCUUUGCCGAGAAACCUUUUUGAGGUUCAUCGUGAUUUUGUUCUGGCCUCGAGACCUAACAAGUAAGACAAGUAGGCGAGAGGUCUGAGUUGCGUUUUGGUUUUUGAUUUUUCUGAUGUAGUCUAAACUUGGUCUGGUCGAGACAACAGCCCCAAGGGAGGGUGUUCGAGGUGGCGGCAUGUGUAUCGACAGAAGCGUAAACAGUCUGCUUGGAUACUUUGAAUGUCGGGACUGUCGAGCUGAAGAGUCGCUGUGUAGCCACAUAUUGUGAGAAUAUAGUGGAAUCUUCUUGGUCUUGUACAUAAGCCCGAGGGUGGGUGACAUAUAUGUAGGAAAGUGCAUUGAUUGGUCCGUUCCAUGCAUCGGUCCGUGUUCGGUGUAUAUGCGUGAUCGGGCGGAUGCCCAAGCGUGAUGCUGUGGGAUGCUAUGCACCCACCCAGCUCACUCCACCUUUUGACCUGUUCUCCUGGUCCAAGGUCUCAUCAAUACAACAUAUUUUCCCCAGAAGCCACG